AUGAAUAAUAAGUUUUCAUUAGUUUUUAUAUUUUUAUUUUUAUUUGGAAUAAUUAGUUUAUAUGGAAACUAUAUCAACGCAGAAAGAGUAAAAAGAUCAGUUGAUGUAAAAUCUAUACCAAAAUUUACUUCAAAUUUUAAUUAUUACAUUGAUAAAGCAAUUAAACUUACAAAAGAUAUUGAUACAGCUUUUAAACACAUAUGGCAUUAUACUUGUUUUGAAUUUACAAAACAUGAAGAUUAUCCAGAUAAAAAUGGAAUGGUCUUUAGAUAUUCUAAAAAUGAAAGUUAUUUUACUUAUGCUUUUAAUAAAAGAUUGGCAUAUGUAUAUUUAAAUGACGAAUGUUUGAAAAACACAGGAUGUGUAAAACAUUAUAUUGCUUUUGCAUUUGGUUUACAACCUGAAAUAAAUCGUUAUGAUAGAGGUAAAUAUGUAGAAAUGCUUUGGGAUAAUCUUGAAGAUGAUGGUAAAUCAUUUUAUAAAAGAGAAGAUGGUACUAAAACUCGUAUAUUAAAUACUGCUUUUGACUUUGGAUCAAUUAUGAUGCCAUCACAAAGUUAUAAAGCUAAAAAAGGCAAAAAAGCAUUUAAUAUUUUAGCAGAACCUGAAUAUGAAAAUAUGGUUGGUCAAAGAGGAGAAUUUUCACAUAAUGAUCUUAAAAAACUUAAUGAUAUGUAUUGUGGUAAUCGUUGUGUCAAAAAAUUGAAAGGAUGUAAAAAUGGUGGAUAUCCUAAUCCUGAUUGUGGAAAAUGUUUAUGUCCUAAUGGAUAUACUGGAAAAUUUUGUACACAAACACAAAAAGGUUUUGGAAAGUGUGCAAAUUUAUGGCUUAAAGCAACAAAAAAAGUUAAAAAAUUGUCUAUAAAAGGAAUUGCUAAGUGUUAUAUUUCAAUUACCUCAAAACCAGGAACAAAAGUUGCUAUACAUGUUGUUAAUGGAUUAACACUAGAUAAAAAACCAUGUAAUGACAACACUGGUUUGGAAAUUAAAUAUCGUCAUGACAGAGGUUCUACUGGACUUUGUUUAUGUGGUAGUUUUAAAAAUGUAACAAUUAUUCCAACAUUUAGUCAAGCAUUGUUAAUUUACUAUGGUGAUAGAGACAAUAAUUAUGUUAAUUUGGAAUAUCACGAAUAUAAAUAA
Messenger RNA from Strongyloides ratti, 1140 nucleotides. RefSeq names its product Astacin-like metalloendopeptidase. The record is from RefSeq and is a predicted model, not a curated record. Gene Ontology annotation, biological process: proteolysis. The coding region runs from base 1 to 1140 and encodes 379 amino acids. Gene Ontology annotation, molecular function: metalloendopeptidase activity. The transcript is spliced from 2 exons. NCBI's taxonomy places the organism in Eukaryota, Metazoa, Nematoda, Chromadorea, Rhabditida, Strongyloididae.